This is a messenger RNA of Polyodon spathula (Mississippi paddlefish), 2785 nucleotides long. RefSeq names its product putative ZDHHC-type palmitoyltransferase 6. Lineage: Eukaryota; Metazoa; Chordata; Actinopteri; Acipenseriformes; Polyodontidae. Gene Ontology annotation, cellular component: Golgi membrane. The transcript has 10 exons. The coding region runs from base 128 to 1831 and encodes 567 amino acids. Gene Ontology annotation, molecular function: palmitoyltransferase activity; protein binding. The record is from RefSeq and is a predicted model, not a curated record. Gene Ontology annotation, biological process: protein palmitoylation.
UGCAUUUUUUUUUAAACUUUCUUCACCGUUUUACCACUGGCUGUACUGAAGCUGUUUACAUACCCUUGCAGCUAACUAGUAGUGAUAUGAAGUGAGGAAAAUCAUAAUGUAUCAGACCUGACUGCUAAUGUUCGUUAUACUUACCCCUGCUACUCAAACAACCGUUUUUGUUUUCUCUGCUAUGGAAUUCAAUUCAGCCAUUUCUGUAGGUAUUGAUAUUUUUGACAUCAUCCAGAAAGAAAAUUUAGAGGAUUGUGUGAAUUUAAUUAAGCAAGACCACUCGCUCCUGGCGCGUAAAGGCUGGAGUGGAUUUACACCCCUUCAUUACGCUGCAUUCCAGGGGAACAGGGGGCUGGCAGAACUGCUUCUGCAGCAUGGAGCAGACCCUAAUCUGCCUAAUGAUGCAGGCCAAACACCAUUUCACUUUGCUUGCAGACAUGGUGAUGUUCAUAUUAUCCACCGAAUGCUGAAGUAUGAAGCAGAUGUGAACCUAACCGACAGUCAGUGGAAAACAGCACUUCAUCAUGCAGUGAUAGGUGGAAACCUAUUUGCCAUAAGAUACCUUGAGGAAUUGGGCACUUUCAAUUUUUGUGAUACAGACAAGCGUUUACUCACACCACUGCAUCUUGCUGCUUCAACUGGAAACACUGAUGUUGUGAGAUAUUUAUUGAGAAACAGUAGGUGUCAAGCUGAUGCUACUGAUAAUCAAGGAAUGACUCCCAUGCACAUUGCUGCUGAAAAGGGUGCAAUAGAAAUAAGUUGGCUGCUUUUGCAAGCUGUUGGAUUCCGGAAUCUGCAUUUAAAAGCUAAGAAUGGACUUGCUCCACUUGACAUUGCCAAGCAAGGAAUAACAUUCAGACACCAAGAACUUGUAAAAGUUUUAAAUAAAUAUAGCAAAGAGCCACAUGAUCGGAAACCCAAGGAGUCCUAUGGCAUGUACUAUUGGACUCUGCUAUUCCCUGGUGUCAGUGCCUCAGUUGUGUUUUUUAUUUCAUCUGCUUUGGGCAAGUAUGGUGGAAUCUUUUGUGCACUGGUUUUCCCUUGGUUGGCAAGGGCGACGUUCUCUCAGUACCAUAGGAUGAAUGACAUUCAGAGGUUGCCAAAUCCAGCAUACCUGGGUACAUUUGCUGCUGGAAUAUUUCACUCAUUGGUUUGCUUCUUUUACAAGAUCCUACCAACUAUUUGGCCCGCUAAUACACUGUUGCUUGUAUCAGCCACUCACUUCAGCGGCAUCCUGUGGAUGUUUAAGGUAGUUCUAACAAAGGAUCCAGGACGACUUCAAAGUGCUGAACCUGAAACAAAGUUUAAAACAAUUGCUGACCUUGUGGAUGCCAAUGAAAGCCUCUGCAAGUUUUGUGUUUAUUGUGAGGUAUUUCAACCAGAACGAGCCAAGCACUGUAAACUCUGCAACUGUUGUGUACUUGAGUAUGACCAUCAUUGCAUUUUUCUAAAGAACUGCAUCGGCAAGAAUAAUCAUCAAUUCUUCAUCCUUUUUAUUAUGGGGGUUGCAGUUGCUCAUCUGAUUUUUACAUUUUCAGCACUUUACUAUAUUUACUUGAAAUUUGACCUACAUUUUUGGGCUCUGUUGACUACAGUCAUUAGCAAUGAGGCUUGGGUUAUAGCACUGGCAGUGAUGAACGUUUUCACGUUAGUUUGGGAAGGAUGGUUGCUAAUGGAGCAAUUUAAAGUUGUCUCAGUAGGUACCACUAUCUACUUUAAACAUGAAACUGAUGCCAAGCAAUACACCUGGAGGCACAGGUGCAGAACAUUUUUCACUUUCCUAUUGGAAGGUAGACGGACAAGCCAAGAAAAGGUUUCUGUUAUUAUAUGAAAUGUAUAUGUGUAUUGCAGACAAUUCCAUAUUUUAAAACAUUUUAUGUAUCUAUUAAAUACAAAGUCUCACAAAUGAUAGCAUUACCUUGGGUUAGAGAUUGUAAUGCUGACAAAUCUGAAUUUUAUAUGCAAUUUGUGUAAAGGCACCAUUUUAGAUUUUUACAAAAAAUACAAUAUAACCAGUUUGACUAUUCUGUGUAUUUGAUUACAUUUUGAAGAUUUUAUCUUAGCUAUUUCUCUGAAAUGUCUUAAUCAGGGAGUGAUGACAGCACAGACAAACCAUGUACUGUACUAGCUUAAAUUGCAAUGUUAUUAAUCUAUGUUCAGAUUCAAAUAAACAUUAAACUUUAAGAAAAAAAUACACAUUUUAAUAUAGUAUAGUACUGAGAGGAUGCAAGUCCAGGCAAAGGACUGGCUAGGAGUAAAUCGUAAACUGUAAAUCAAGCACAAUUUGUAUAAGAAACUGCAUCAUAAUUAUGCUCAUUAAUAAAGUGCAUAUGUAUUUAUCUUGUAUAAACACAGUACAAUAGUAUACUGUUCCUAUAAUCAUUUUUCAAACAAUGACAUGACUUGAUUUAGCAAAGACUGCAUGUAACAAACAUAAUGGCCCAGGAAAUUCUGAGCAUAAACCUGAAAACUAGAUUAACGUGUUGUGUGCAAUUAGAUUGAAAUAUGAUUUAAUUUACUAAUGGAUGCUGAACAAUUGAAUACCAGACAUCCAGUAGAUGCAGUGUUUCACAUAAAGAUGGUUGUUAUAGUCCAUAACCAUGAUUCACUGCAGACAAGAACAGAAUAGCUGUCAGUUGGUAUGGAGACAAAUUGUAUUAUGAGUCAGAAGGCUUCUGGUCUUUUAAACUCUCGGAAGGCGUUUCAUUUCAUUGUAGUUCCUGUUCUAAUGGCUAGGCAAUAUAAAUUUAUACUAGAGAUGAUAUGUAACAUAAUAGCCUCAUUG